This is a messenger RNA of Cinclus cinclus, 1996 nucleotides long. RefSeq names its product angiopoietin 4 (gene ANGPT4). The record is from RefSeq and is a predicted model, not a curated record. Bases 476 to 1996 code for a protein of 506 amino acids. Gene Ontology annotation, biological process: signal transduction. Gene Ontology annotation, molecular function: receptor tyrosine kinase binding. Lineage: Eukaryota; Metazoa; Chordata; Aves; Passeriformes; Cinclidae. The transcript has 10 exons.
AGAGUUCGGUGCUGCCGUGGCGCUGUCCAUCCCGGGACGUGCAAUGAAUUGUGCAGAGAACGGACGGGGGAGGGACGGGGCUGCGUGUUUGUGUGUAUAUGUGUGUGUAUGUGUGUGUGUGUCUGUGUGUGUCUGUGUGUGUGAGAGAGAGAGAGAGAGACAUUUAUAGAUCACGUGUGAAACUUGAUCUCCCCGCAGUGGACUCAGAGGAAAGAAAAAAGAUAGAAGUAUUGUUUUUAAACAGAUUUUUUUCCUUUGUUUUUCUUUUUUUUUUUCCUUUUUUUUUUCUCCCCUCUUCCCCUGCGAGGGCUGGCGAUAAAAGGCCGGAGCGGCCAGCGCCGGCUCAGAGGGAGGAAAUGCCGAAAUCGCCGCGGUUGGACGCGGCUGCGAGCGCCCACUGACCCAUCCCGGCACGGAGCGAGCUGCCGGCGCAUCCCCCGCCGUGCUUCCCCGGUCCCGCGGGGACCCUCGCGCCAUGCGGGCGCUCAGCCUCGGCCUCGUAGCCCUGACCUGUGCCACGACGGCUCUGUGCGCUGCCGGAGCCCAGCGCCGGGCUCUGGAGGGCGGCGGCCGCCGGCGCUACCACCGUGUGCAGCACGGCCACUGCAGCUACACCUUCGUGCUGCCCGAGGCCGACCCUCUGCCCUGCCCGGCAGCCCCCGGUGCUGUCCCCGGUCCGGCCAACGUGCUGCUCCAGCGGGACUCGCCCGCCGGCACUGCCGGGCACGGGGCUGCUCAGCGCCUGCGGCACCUCGAGAGGAUCCUGGAGAACAGCACCCAGUGGCUGCUGAAGUUGGAGAGCUACAUCCAGAGCAGCAUGAAGCCGGAGAUGGCUGAGCUGCAGCAGACGGCAGUGCAGAACCAGACCGCCACCAUGCUGGAGAUCGGCAGCUCCCUCCUCAACCGCAGCGCCGAGCAGAGCCGCAAGCUCACCGACGUGGAGGCCCAGGUGCUGAAUCAGACGUGGCGCAUCGAGAUGCAGCUCCAGGAGAAUUCCCUGUCCACCACCAAGCUGGAGAAGCAGCUGCUGCUGCAGACCAAUGAGAUCCACAAGCUGCAGAACAGAAACAACAUCCUGGAGGUGCGGGUGCUGGAGAUGGAAACGAAGCAGCAGGCGGAGCUGGCGGGGGCCCACUCAGAGAAGGAGAAGCUGCAGCGGCUGCUGAGCCGGCAGAGCGGCACCAUCGAGGAGAUGGAAAAGACACUGCUGGCUGCCAGUGCCAACACCAGCCUGCUCCAGCGCCAGCAGCUCCAGCUCCUCCAGUCUGUCCAGAGCUUGAUGCACCUCGUCUCCCAGGGCAGAGGUGAGCUGGGUAAGAUGGCGCAGAAGGAAAAAAAAUCUCAAUUCCAGGACUGUGCCGAGGUGCGCCGGGCGGGCAUCCGUGCCAGUGGCAUCUACACCCUGCACAUUGCCAACCUCAGUGAGCCCAAAAAGGCAUACUGUGACAUGGAGACAGACCGAGGGGGCUGGACCGUCAUCCAGCUUCGUGCUAACGGCAGCCUCAGCUUCCAGAGGAGCUGGAGGGAAUACAAGCAGGGCUUUGGGGAUGCGUCGGGGGAAUACUGGCUGGGGAAUGAGGCCGUGCACCUGCUGACGAGCCGGGUGCCCUACGCCCUGCGGGUCGAGCUGCAGGACUGGGAGGGUGGCCAGGUGUAUGCCCACUACAGGAAAUUCCAGCUGGGCAGUGAGCGGCAGUUUUACAGGCUGUCACUGCAGGACUACAGUGGCACGGCUGGGCAGCAGAGUGGCCUGGCACUGCAGGGCACCCAAUUCAGCACCCGUGAUGCUGACAAUGACAACUGUCUCUGCAAGUGUGCCCAGAUGCUCUCGGGAGGAUGGUGGUUUGAUGCCUGUGGCCUCUCCAACCUGAAUGGCAUCUACUACCCAGCCCGGAACAACAUCCGCAAGCUCAAUGGCAUCCGCUGGCACCACUUCCAGGGGCCCAGCUACUCCCUGAAGGGCACCCGCAUGAUGAUCCGACCCACCAGCUUCUAA